GAUGCUGGAAGAGGAAAAGGACAAAGAGCAGCGAGACCGAGUUUGUUCUGAUGAGGAGGAGGAUGAAGAAAAAGGAGGGAAGCGCGUCAUGGGACCGCGAAAGAAAUUUCAAUGGAAUGAUGAAAUCAGGGAGCUGCUUUGCCACUUGGUGAAGAUUAAGUUGGAUGGUUAUGACCUUGACAAGAAUAAGGCUCAGUCUCUAGAGGAUUAUGUGAAGACCUUCCUAGAUGGAGAGGUGAAGCCCCUUUGGCCAAAAGGCUGGAUGCAGGCCAGGACACUGUUUAAGGAGAGCAGGCGUGUACAUGGACACCUCACAUCAGUCCUGGUGAAGAAGAAAGUUAUAGCUCCUACUAAGGUGAAAGUGAAGGAAUCUUCCUGCAAGCCAGAUAAAAAGGUGUCGGUUUCUGUUCCUUCGAUGCACUCAAGCAGCACCUUAGCUCUGUCUUCAGAGCCCCAGGGAGGAGCUCUGGGCAUCAGUGCCCAAACCAGAGAACUCUUGUCCCUUGGGACAGCCCAAGCAGCCAGCAGCACUGGCACUCCGGCUACCUUCAUGGAUGACUCCUUGGAUGAGGACUUAAUUCAUAAUCCCACUUCCUCCCUCGAAGCAGUCUCUAAGGAACUGGCUGUGCUGAACAGCAGAGCGGGAGGGAGCCCUGACUUUACUCUUCCUGGAGCUCCAAAAGCUCCAUCAGAGAAGAUCCCAACUCUUGCAUCCUCAGAGGAGAAGAGGACAUUUCCAAAGUCCAACCCUGCCCCUACAUCAUCCUCUGGUUCCCUCCAGUCUCCGCUAAAUUUCCUGGCUGAGCAGGCCCUGGCAUUGGGCCAAUCUUCUCAAGACAAAAAGGCAGAGAACUCUAAUUACAAAGAGCUCUCUUGCCAAGCCUCCCCCAGCAAAAUCCUUCCUGAUGCACACCAGGCUAAACAGAAACACCACAGCCUGGUCCGGCCAAGCCACGGGCCUCAGACCUCCACCCCAGUGCCGGGUUCUCAGGUGAAGGUCUUUCACUCAGGCAGCCAGCUACAGAAAACUUUCACCUCCCCGGCUCCGUUUGUCAAACUGCAGAAUCCCAAGUCCUCCUCCCCACUGCCCCAACGCUCCCUCCUCCAGCAGGUCAAGUCAUCAACCAAAGCUCAGAGCUUCCAUUCCUCUGCGUCACCAGGCAGCACCCAAAACUCCGGCAGCUCCCACAAGAGCGCAGGCUCAUCCUCAUCAUCUCUCAGCUACACAGGAAAGCACUCAAGUGGCUCUAGCUCUUCAGGACAAUCUUACAAAUCGCCCUUCGUUUCUGGUUCCCUCUCCAAGCACGGGUCUUCUUCCAGCAGCUCCUCAUCUGGAGCUUCUGCAAACCAGGGCUGCUCCUCUGGGAGCUUGCUGCCCAGUGUGCAGACCCCUUCCUCGGGCCAGGCGUCCAGCCGCCCGUCCUCCAGCUCCUCGGUGAAGAAGACUCCCGUUUCGCAGAAGCUGACUCUGGUGGCACCUCCCGGAGGUUCAAACGGAGAUUCUAGCGGGGGCACUCAAGGAGUGGCCAAAUUGCUGACCUCCUCCCUAAAGCCAGCUGUUGUUAGCAGCACCGCAUCUUCUACCUCUGUGCCGAAAGGAACUAGUGGAGCAGUGCUGCUAACGAGUUCUUCCUCGUUAAGUGUACUGGCUCCAUCCUACAAGUCCAGCAAUCCAAAGCUGCCAGCUGCCCUGAGCUCCACCCCGUUAGGUAUUAUCUCUCCUAUUCAUUCCUUCCCUCUUCAUGUCAUCUCCUUCAGUUCAGACUCCUCCCCAAAAGCAGGAGUAUCAAAGGAUGCAAUAGUUACGGGACCUGCUCCAGGAACUUUCCACCAUGGCCUUGGCCACAGUCUUCUAGCUGGCUUGCACUCCAGCCCCCACCAUGCAGCGUCACUCCCACAUUCUGCCCUGUCCACUCAUUUACCGCAAAGUUUGCCAGAUGCUUCUCAGCUUCACGGCAAAGGGUCCAAUGCACAGCAGCGCAAGUUGUGACAUCUGCAAGGAGGGGAGCUAGAGCACACAUAGGAUAAAACCAAGAGGAACAGGUCAUGAACUUUGGAUACCAGCUGUGUCUUUUUUUUUUUUCUUUUCUUUGUCCUCACGACAACUGGAGAGACUGAACCGCAAUGAGGAACUCAUUGGUGCGUUUGCUCAGAGGCUUUCAGAGCUAAGCCCCACACAAAGGGCCACCUUGAGCCAUGCCCUAAUGAGAGAAGCAUUUUGUAGCACUGUUUUAUUGCUGCUGCCCUUCACGCAUUCCCUGGCACUGGCAGGAGCUAGAACUCGCAGGGAGGCUCGGGUGGCUUGGCUUUCUUGCAGUGGAUUCCUGCCCACCUGUGUCUAUAUCUGCCAAGUACCUCCAAGUCCAGUUACCUCCUUGGUCUCCGAGUGGAGGGUAUGAAAGGUGCUUCUUUCUUCUGCUUUGGAUUUACUUGGAUAAUUCUAGCACUGCCAGUGCUUUCUGAAGACGUUUGACUAACUUUUCAAUUGUACUAUAAAACUGUGCUACAGUUAAUAGGAGGACUUCACAUUUCCUGUGUGGUGAAUCUAAUGAACCACCUGAUGUUCCCCUCUGGAGGAGAAGGAAGACUCUUUAGAGAGACGUUUUUAGAUGCAGUUGUUGACUUUGAGAAUUUUACUUCUUUUGGGUUUUGGAUUUUUUUUCCUCCUGCUCAGUUUUAUCCUCAUUACCAUCGAAUGCAUUGGAUUGAAUGGGACGCUUCUCAGCAUGUCACGUGUAUAGGAAGACAUAAUUCCAGUGCCUUUUAUGGUGGAGCAAGAAUGGACUAGUGACACGCAUUUCAGCCCUGUUUUGUGUGCUCCUCAACCCUUUUUUAAUCAUUCUGUAUUUAAAAUGUAUUCUGUUUUAUUUAAUAGAGCUUUUUAUGGUUGCACAUCAAAAAAAAA
Fulmarus glacialis (Northern fulmar) is the source of this 2905-nucleotide messenger RNA. RefSeq names its product ubinuclein 1 (gene UBN1). The transcript has 8 exons. The record is from RefSeq and is a predicted model, not a curated record. Gene Ontology annotation, cellular component: nucleus. The annotation marks the transcript as partial. NCBI's taxonomy places the organism in Eukaryota, Metazoa, Chordata, Aves, Procellariiformes, Procellariidae.